This is a messenger RNA of Saxophila tyrrhenica, 2163 nucleotides long. It is a transcript of the gene mlh1, whose product is annotated as DNA mismatch repair protein Mlh1. Gene Ontology annotation, cellular component: MutLalpha complex. Lineage: Eukaryota; Fungi; Ascomycota; Dothideomycetes; Mycosphaerellales; Extremaceae. The transcript has a single exon. The record is from RefSeq and is a predicted model, not a curated record. Gene Ontology annotation, biological process: mismatch repair. Gene Ontology annotation, molecular function: ATP hydrolysis activity; ATP-dependent DNA damage sensor activity; mismatched DNA binding. The coding region runs from base 1 to 2163 and encodes 720 amino acids.
AUGUCCGACGCGAUGGAGCAAGAUGCGCCGCCAUCAUCCCCGCCACCGCGCGGUACCAAGCGCAAAGCAGACGAGAUGACUGGUCCACGGCGCAUUCGAGCGCUGCACCAAGACGUCGUCAACAAGAUCGCAGCAGGCGAAAUCAUAGUCUCACCAUUUCAUGCACUGAAGGAACUCAUUGAAAACGCUGUCGAUGCUGGCUCGACAAGCCUGGAGAUUCUGGUCAAGGAUGGCGGACUCAAACUCCUGCAGAUGACCGACAAUGGCUGCGGCAUUAACAAGGACGACCUGCCCAUCCUGUGUGAACGCUUCACGACGAGCAAGCUGAAGGCGUUUGAAGACCUGACGAGUAUUGGAACGUACGGCUUCCGCGGCGAGGCGCUGGCCAGCAUCAGUCACAUCGCUCAUUUGGCGAUUACCACAAAGACUGCGGACUCAAGCUGCGCCUGGAGAGCCCACUAUGCUGGUGGCCACCUCGCACCUGCCAAAGCGGGCCAGACCUCCGAUCCUAAGGCUUGUGCUGGCAGGCAAGGAACUCAGAUUGCCGUUGAAGACCUUUUUUACAACGUGCCCACCCGCCGCCGUGCAUUCAGGUCUGCUAGCGAGGAGUACGCUAAGAUUGCUGACAUGGUUGGCAAAUACGCUGUCCAUUGCAAAGGCGUUGCGUUUUCGUGCAAGAAGCAUGGCGAGGCGGGCGCUGGUCUGGCUGUGCCUGCCAAUGCAAGCGUGAAGGACCGCAUACGAAUGGUCUACAACAGUGCUACGGCGAACGAGCUCAUCGAGAUCGAGCUUCAAAACGAUCAAUACGGCUUCAAAACGGAUGGACUGGUCAGCAACGCCAACCACAGUUCGAAGAAGACGACGUGUCUGCUCUUCAUCAACCAUCGAGCCGUAGAUUCCAGCGUCAUCAAGAAGGCCGUCGAGCAGACGUAUUCUACUUUCUUGCCGAAGGGUGGCAAGCCGUUCUUCUACUUGAGCUUGGAGAUCGACCCAGCAAGAGUGGACGUCAAUGUCCAUCCGACGAAGCGAGAGGUCAACUUUCUCAAUGAGGAGGAGAUCGUUGAGAUGAUCUGCGACGAGAUCCGAACUCGACUCGGCAAAGUAGACACAAGCCGCACUUUCAUGACCCAGAGCUUGCUCAGCGGCGGCAAGACACCCAGCAUAUCCAAGGCUGCCACUCUGCCGGAGGACGAUAGUAUGGAAGUCACGCCCACAAUUAAGCGCCCUUCGACCGCGAGAGCAGCCUCACAGCGACCUUACGAGAACAACCUGAUUCGGACAGAUGCAAAAUCCCGCAAGAUCACAUCCAUGCUGCAAGCACAGAGCACGCUCUCUCGCGAGCCUACUUCCGACGACCUGCAAUACGAGUACAACGACAAGGAAGCCACAAUUUGCCGCCUGUCGACCGUCAAAGAGCUCCGUGCCGAUGUACGAGAAAACAUGCACAACGAGCUGACAGACGUCUACACCAAUCACACAUUCGUUGGUAUUGUCGAUGACUGCAAGCGCAUUGCUGCCAUACAAGGCGGUGUCAAGCUGUUUCUGGUCGACUACGGCAUGCUUUCGGCAGAGUAUUUCUACCAGCUGGGCUUGACCGACUUCGGCAACUUUGGCACUAUUCGUCUGGGUCCUCCGCUGAGCUUGCGCGAGCUGCUAGAGAUGGGUGCAGAGCAAAUGAGAGCUCAGGAGCCGGAUACAGUAGAGCUUGACUGGGACGAGGUCGUUUCAGCGGUAUCAGAGCAAUUGAUAUCCCGACGAGACAUGCUGACCGAAUACUUCUCUCUCGAAAUCUCCGAAGAAGGCGAUCUGCUUUCCCUCCCACUUCUGAUGAAAGGCUACUCACCAUCCCUGGCCAAGCUACCGACCUUUCUUCUACGACUGGGACCACACGUCGACUGGAAUGACGAGAAAGGCUGCUUUGCUAGCUUCUUGAAGGAGCUGGCGAGUUUCUACGUACCGGACGCUCUACCACCGCCACCCGCUUCGAAGGAUGCGGACGAGGAUGAAGAGCUUGCGAACCGGAGGGAUGAGCUGCAUAGGACGAUUGAGAAUGUGCUGUUUCCUGCGUUCAAGGGACGGCUCGUCGCUACGAGGGGGUUGCUGAAGGGCACCGUGCAGGUGGCCAAUCUGAAGGGACUGUAUCGAGUGUUUGAGAGAUGUUGA